GCCGCCAGCAGACGUGUCACGCGCAACAAUGUCAUCGGUAGAUUCCGUUUUAUCCGACAUUGACGAGCCAACGCAGGCGGAAAAGUUGAACCGCGUGCGUACGUUGCGUGAGAUGGGUGAGAAGUUCGACGACGUCAUCAGGCAAUUCGUCGUCGAAUCCAAACAAAGUUUGCCACCAGAUUACACGACACUACAUGAACAUUUAUAUUUGAGUCCGAGAUUUUACGAUAGCUAUGAUUAUCAUGUGUCUGCGAAAAUUAUCGGACGAAUGCAACAUCGCCUCGUCGCCGAGUAUCACGACAAACCACAGCUAUGGAUGAGUCCUGAUAUAUUGGCGGAUUUUAGAAAGAAGAUGUCGAAGAAAGUGAAGAAAAAGUGGUACAAUGAGAAGUGAACAGGACAUUUUUGACGACGGCGAUACGUCAUUUGUGCUUGACGAACUUCAUUUUUAUUGCGACUUAUGUGUGGUUUUUUAAGCGUGGAUUGCAUCAAUUGUAGUAAAUAAUUUGCCCGAUUUUUGUUUUUAAUUUUUGACGAACGUGUCUUACGUACGAGAUUAACAAGCUUUAGCGAAGUGAUUUUUAAUUUUUUAACUGGGCAAAUAUGAAAUAUUACAAAUGUUUGAGAAUCAUCUUUAUGGUUCAUUAAUAAUGUUCGUUAUAUAAUGAAAUGUUGUUGAUAAAUAGUAGAUCAUUUUUAAUUACUUUCGAUCUCUUAAAUAAUUAUAAGUGUAAAAAGAGUAGAUAAAUAAUAGUAUCAAUUUUUCAAUUAGAAACAUUUUGUAGUGAAAGCUUUGCGAUAUUCUACAUGUAUAAAACAUUGUAUCAAUAUUAUUUAGAUCUCAAAUUACAAAUUGAUUUUUAAUAUUUUUUUUCAGGUGAACGAUUAUAUGUUCAACAGAUUUUUUUUGACAAGAUAUUCAAGUGUAACAUUUACAGAUGAGUUGAAAUCCUAAAGAUCUGAUACUUUUAUACCAUGUCACUACUGUCUAGAAUUCAAUCUGUUAGUAUGUUCAAUUUUAUUAUUAAUUCCAGUGUCAUAUACAAACUUUAC
Phymastichus coffea is the source of this 1053-nucleotide messenger RNA. RefSeq lists its product as uncharacterized. NCBI's taxonomy places the organism in Eukaryota, Metazoa, Arthropoda, Insecta, Hymenoptera, Eulophidae. The transcript has 2 exons. The coding region runs from base 29 to 394 and encodes 121 amino acids. The record is from RefSeq and is a predicted model, not a curated record.